CUCACUCAGACACUGCUGAACAACCAGAAGAAGAGAGUGAGCAGAGGAGAAGGGAAAAGAAGAAGACAAAAAAGGAGAAAGGGAAAAAAAAAAAAGGAAAGACAUUUAUUGUGACUGCCCCUUUUUUUCCUCUCUUGCUGAGGUUGCUUUCUCCCUCUCUCCUCACACUUACUCUGAGUCUACUCUUCUCUUCUCAUUCCCUCUCUCCUUCACCCCAGGACGGACACGCAUGCACUCCCUGACUCUCCGUCUCUCGUGGAACUUUGUUCACCCCCACUCUCUCUCUCUUUCUGUUCCUCUCUCAUUUGAAACGAUUCUGAGAGGGAGGGAAGUAUUUGAAGGCUUGCUGAGAUGCAGAAACUCCCCAGACGCCUGAGACUGGAGCGGUGAGAGGAGAGGAUUUGCCCUGCCGCACACUGACCACUCAACUAAAUUAUUGCAAGAGAAAGAGAAAGCAAGGGGCCACAGGGAGAGGAGGUGUGCAGCAGACUGAUAUAACUAAUUCUCCUUUACUGGAAGUCACUGCUGGCACUUUCACCUUCCUGCAGCGUGGAUGUCAUGGCUGCUCUGCGGUUUUCAGUGACUGUGUGGUUCUCGCUGGUGAUCUGGAACCUGCUGAGGACAAGUGGAUCCACCGCUCCGUCUCAGAGCCAUCGCAACAUCUCAGAGAGCGCAGAGAGCAAAAUAGAACGUCUGGGCCAGACCUUCAGGCGUAAUGUGCGUCUACUGCGUGAGCGUGCCAGCCGCCUUGAACUUGUCUUUCUUGUGGACGAGUCCUCCAGUGUGGGAGCGACCAACUUCAGGAGUGAGCUGCACUUCAUACGGAAGAUGCUCUCAGAUUUCCCAGUGGCAUCUGAGUCCACGCGUGUCGCCCUCAUCACCUUCAGCUCAAAGAACCAUGUGCUGACAAGGGUGGACUACAUCUCAGCACCCAAAGCUCACCAGCACAAGUGUGCACUUUUCAAUAAGGAGAUUCCUGCCAUCACGUAUCGAGGAGGAGGCACGUAUACCAGGGGAGCUUUUCAGCGAGCAGCACAAAUCCUGCGCAGCUCACGUCAGAAUGCCACAAAAGUCAUCUUCCUCAUCACGGACGGCUACUCGAACGGCGGGGAUCCUCGGCCUGUAGCGGCAGUGCUCCGCAGGAACGGUGUAGAGAUCUUCACCCUGGGCAUCUGGCAGGGAAAUAUCCGUGAGCUUCACGACAUGGCAUCACACCCCAAAGAUCAGCACUGCUACUUUGUGCACAACUUUGAUGAAUUCGAAGCUCUCGCACGUCGGGCUCUUCACGAAGACUUGCCUUCAGGUGGUUACCUCCAGGAUGACCUGUCCUAUUGCUCAUCUCUGUGUUUAGAAGGGAGGGACUGCUGUGACCUGAUGGCCAGCUGUCAGUGUGGUAUACACACAGGCCAGUACGACUGUGUGUGUGAGAAAGGGCACUAUGGCAAGGGCCUGCAGCUGGAAUGCACAGCAUGCCCACCAGGGACGUACAAGCCCGUGGCAUUACCAGGGGGUGUGGGGACGUGUUUGCCAUGUCCGGACCCUCAGCACACCUCCAGGCCUGGUAGCACUUCUGUGUCUGACUGUGUGUGUAAUGAAGGAUACACACUGCACAGUCACACCUGCCAAGCGGUGGUGUGUGCAGUUCUCUCUCCUCCAGAGAAUGGCUUCUUCAUCCAGAACAUGUGUAAUAACCAGUAUAACUCAGCAUGUGGUGUACGAUGUCUACCAGGCUUUGAGCUGCAAGGAAGCAGCAUCAGAUUGUGCCAAGCAGACGGCACCUGGUCUGGAGCUCCACCCACCUGCACAGCGCGUUCCUGUCCGGUCCUGUCCACUCCACAGCAUGGACAGCUGAACUGCAGCACCAGCGUCUCCUCCUCUCAGCUGGAGUGUGCAGUGCGCUGUCAGAAAGGCUUCAGACUGGAGGGCAACGCCAAACUCACCUGCCUGCCAAACUCACAGUGGAGCGGCCCUCCACCUCGGUGUGUGGAGGUGCGUUGUUCCCUCAUCGUAACCCUGGAGCAGGUUCGUCUGUCACCUCCUGCCUGCGGGAAAAGAGCAAUGCGGCCCGGAGCUGUGUGCAGGUUUUCCUGUCGCCGGGGUUAUCGUCUCCUGGGUAAUCCAGAGGUGCGCUGCCUGGCAACCGGAGAGUGGAGUAACAAUAUGCAUAAGGUCACCUGUGCAGAUGCAGAGCCUCCGUGGAUUCAGUGUCCUGAGGACAUCGUCACACUGACCAACAAGCGCCAGGGUUCCUCUAACGUCACUCUGAGUGCACCGGUACUGAGAGAUAAUUCCGGAAAUGAGGUUGUUGUCCAGGUCACACCCAUUCUUAGCCCUGCCCAGCCUUUCCCAAUUGGCACAGAAGUCAUCACGUACACAGCUACUGAUCCUGCUGGGAACAAGGCCAACUGCUCCUUCACGGUCACUGUUAUCGAUAUGGAGCCUCCGUUGAUUGACAGGUGCCGGUCUCCGCCCACCAUCCAGGCCACAGACACAGAGACGCCGGUCUACUGGGACGAGCCACAGUUUUCAGACAAUUCAGGAGCUCAAUUGAACAUCUCCAGCACUCACUCUUCUGGUGAUACAUUUCCUGUUGGAGAGACUGCAGUGUAUUACACUGCCACAGACCCGUCCGGCAACAACCGCACUUGUGAGCUCAUCAUCACGGUGCAAGGUUCCACAUGUGAGCAGCCAUAUGUCCCGGUCAAUGCAAAUUUCUCCUGCGUAAAGGAAGACAAGGGGGUGAAUUGUACUCUGGUCUGCAAUGAGGGUUACAGUCUUACCCAGAAUGCAGUGCACAGCUAUUUCUGCCCCAAUAACGGCCGAUGGGAACCAGCACGGACUCCGGACAGACCAGACUGCUCCCAGAACAGAAUAGCCAAUAAUGGCUUCAAGCCCUUUGAGAUGCUGUUCAAAGCAUCACGCUGCGAUGAUCCAGACCUGCUGAAGUCCUUCACUGGAGAUUUCACUAAUAUUCUAGGAGAUAUAGUUCCUAAAAUCUGUGGUGGAGAUGAAGUCAGCUGUAAACUGGAAGUGAUGACGCAAGGACAAUGUCUGGAGUACAACUAUGAUUAUCCAAAUGGAUUUGCCAUUGGUCCAGGAGGAUGGAGCAGUAACGGUCAGGACUAUGCUUACUUUGAUAGUGGUUUUUCUCCAGAUCAUCAGCGCACCCUCCUUCAGCAGGAUGGUGUCUUCCACCACAGUUCACACUUGCGUGGUAAACGUCAUCGUGAGAUCACAGGGCCUACACGUGACCAAAAGAUCCAGAUAUACUUUAAUAUCACAGCAAGCAUCCCACUGCCCCUGUCGAGAAAUGACUCAGUGGAAGUAGCCAAUCAAAAGCGACUCUUGAGGACACUGGAGUUAUUGACCAAUCGGCUGAAGAGGACACUGAGUAAACAGCAACUGAGCACGUUUCAUGUAUCAUCUGAGAUGAUCGUUGCUGACCCCAAAUCUCUGGACAGUAAGAAGGCUACUCUGUACUGCCGGCCUGGAUCUGUGCUGAAGGGCCGCAUGUGCGUGCAGUGUCCAGUGGGGACGUAUUUCUCAGCGGACUAUGCUGAGUGUGAGAGCUGCAGGAGAGGUAUGUAUCAGGACGAGGAAGGCCAGACAGAGUGUAAACUGUGUGCAGACGGAUUUUCCACUCCUUACCUUCACUCCCGCAGCCUGUCCGAAUGCAAAGCGCAGUGUAAGCCUGGCAGCUCAUCACUCAGUGGGCUGGAGACAUGUGAAUCAUGCCCUUUGGGUCAGUACCAGCCUGGUUUUGGCUCACGUUCAUGUUUGCCCUGCCCUCCAAAAACCUCCACCGUCAACCGAGGAGCCAUGGAGCAGAGCGAGUGUGGAGUUCCGUGCUCGGCAGGUCAUUUCUCCCGUACCGGACUGGUCCCAUGUUACCCCUGUCCUCGUGACUAUUACCAACCUGAAGCGGGACGAUCCUACUGCCUCUCCUGCCCCUUCUACGGCACCACCACCAUCACAGGAGCGCGGACCAUCCAACAGUGCUCCACAUUUGGCUCUAGUUUCCUGCCUAAGGAGGAAAGUAUAACUACAGCUCCAGAAAUUCCUGUGAUAAGAGACUAUCAGGCCAGCAGUCAGAUAUUCCAUGAGUGCUUCCUCAACCCGUGUCAGAACCAGGGCACCUGUGAGGAGGUGGGAGUGGGUUAUGUGUGCACUUGUCUCCCAGGAUUCACAGGAGCAAAAUGCGAGAGUGACAUUAACGAGUGCGACUCUGCUCCGUGUCAGAACAGCGGUCUGUGCAGAGACAGAGUGGGAGGCUUCCAGUGCCAGUGCAAGCCUGGCUUUGUGGGAUCACUGUGUGAAGUCGACAUAAAUGAGUGCAGCUCUUCUCCGUGUCUAAACAAGGGAGUGUGUGUGGACGAGGUGAAUCGGUUCAGCUGCAGCUGCGCAGAUGGAUUCACAGGACUUCACUGUGAACUGGAGAUCGAUGAGUGUGAGUCCAGGCCUUGCCAAAAUGGAGGGGUGUGUAAGGACCUGGAUGCUGGAUAUUCCUGCUUGUGUAGGCCGGGUUUCACUGGAGAGAGCUGUGAAGUGAAUAUUGACGAGUGCUACACUGCUCCCUGUCUGAAUGGAGGAACAUGUGUGGAUGCUGUCAAUGAUUUCAGGUGUGAUUGCAUGAGUGGGUUCAGUGGGAAACUGUGCCAGGUUGAUGAGGACGAGUGUGAGUCUAAUCCAUGCUUGAAUGGUGCCACCUGCAAGGAUGAAGUGGGGAGCUACACCUGCCGAUGCCCUCCUGGGUUCAACGGAACCAGGUGUGAGACAGAAAUGUCUUCCACCUUCAACCUGGAUUUUGAGGUGUCUGGUAUUCAUGGGUAUGUGAUGAUGGAUGGGACGAUGCCAGCACUCACUCAGAUAACCUGCACAUUCUGGAUGAGAUCAUCAGACACGGUCAACUACGGAACUCCAAUCUCAUAUGCAGUGGAUGGAGGCAGUGACAACGCCUUUCUCCUUAUAGAUUACAACGGUUGGGUGCUGUAUGUGAACGGGAAAGAAAGGAUCACAGACUGUCCAGCGGUGAACGACGGCCGGUGGCACCACAUCGGCGUGACGUGGAGGAGUACAGACGGUGACUGGAGGAUAUACAUCGAUGGAAGCCCUUCUGAUGGUGGGAAGGGUCUGUCCAUGGGUCGCACCAUACCAGGAGGUGGUGCUCUGGUGCUGGGACAGGAUCAGGAUCAGAGAGGCGAGGGAUUCAACCCAGUUGAGUCCUUUGUUGGUUCUCUCAGCCAGCUCAAUAUCUGGGAUUAUGUCCACUCACCACAGCAGAUCAGGUCUCUGGCCAGCUCUUGUCCAAGUGACCUACAGAGGGGGAACGUGUUUGCCUGGCCUGACUUCCUACAUGGUAUCACAGGUCGAGUCAAAACCAACCCUAAGAGCAUGUUCUGCACUGAUUGCCCCCUGCUGCAAGAUACUGUACCCAACUUGCGCUCUUCCAGUCCAGCAGUGACACCAGGCACUCAGGUGAAAUUCUCCUGCAAUCCUGGAUAUUACCUGGUGGGGGAGCCAGUGCAGAAGUGUCUGAACAGAGGGGCAUGGAGCCAUGCACAGCCUCGUUGUGAACGAGUGAACUGUGGCACACCUCCUGCAAUGCUGCAUGGUCAGUAUCAUGGGGAGGAUUUCUAUGCUGGAAGUUCAGUGCUGUACCAGUGCAAGUCUGGCUUCUACCUGCUCGGUGAGAGCAAAAUGCAGUGUGGCAACAACGGCAAAUGGUCCGGAAACGUGCCUGCAUGUCUGGAUAUGGAUGAGUGUGCCUUGGGCUCUGACUGUGAUGAGAACGCCAGCUGUCAGAACACAGAAGGCUCGUACAUCUGUACCUGCAUUUACCCCUUCACCGGGGACGGGAGGAACUGCAGAGCCCUGUCAUGUAGUCCACCUACAGUCCCAAAACAUGGACUCUUGGAGGGAACAAACUUCACAUACAGAAGCAAGGUGACUUUCAGCUGUGAGAAAGGUUACAUCCUUCAAGGGCCAACAGAGAUAGAGUGUCAGUCUGACCUGACGUGGAGUAGAGUUCCACCUAGCUGUCAGCCUGUGACCUGCAGCGAGCCCCCUGCUGUGGACUUUGCAGACUUCAGUCUCAAUGGAAAAGUUUACUUGUCAACUUUGAGAUACACCUGCAUUAAAGGAUACAGAAUACAGGGCCAAGGGGAGCUGAAAUGUGAAGCUUCUGGAAAAUGGACAUCCCCUGCUCCUGUCUGUGCCAGAGUGAACUGUGGAGACCCACCUCCCUUAAAGGAUGCAGUUGUCAAAGGAGACAACUUCACUCUGGGCAGUCAGGUGCAUUACAUCUGCAAAGAAGGAUACACACUACUAGGUACUGAAACUCAGGAGUGCCUACCAAGUGGUGAAUGGAGCCGUGAAUUUUCCCAGUGUGUGCCUCGCUCAUGUGGUCCACCACCACCAGUUGACCAUGCACAUCCUGACACUGGACACAAACUUUUCGGUGACACUGCUAUCUACUUUUGUAAUGAUGGCUAUACCGCUGGCAACAACACCAAGUUGUUUUGCAAUGCAGAGGGCAUUUGGGCACCUCCUGAGGGACAGAGUAUGCCAUACUGCAUUGCCACCUUCUGCCAACAUCCACCUGAUCUACCUCAUGCUAUUCUAGACUCCAUUUAUAAACCCAAAUAUGCUAGUAACACAGAAGUCAGCUACAAAUGUGAGGAAGGUUUUAUGCUCAAUACCACAGCUACUCUGAAAUGCUUAAUGGGAGGAGAAUGGUCACCUUCACCCAUGGAUAUUGGCUGUGUGCCCAUCAGAUGCUCCAAGCCAGAGAACAUUGAGAGGGGUUAUGUCAGUGGAACCAACUACAAUUUUGGAGCUGUAAUUGCAUAUAGCUGUGAUAAGGGCUACUAUAUCCGAGGAGAGAAAAGAAGAACAUGUAUGGCUAAUGGAGAGUGGGGUGGGAUUUUACCAACUUGCCAACCUAUUAGUUGCUCUAUUCCUCCUCGUCUAAUUAACGGCUACAUUCAGGACUCCACAAGGAGAGCCAACUAUGUGUACAAUAGUAAGGUGACAUAUACAUGCAAUGUGGGUUAUCGCCUUACUGGGAAGGCUGACCGUAUAUGCAUGGCCAACAAGCAAUGGUCCAACAUUGAUCCCCCCAUUUGUAAGCUUUUACACUGCCCACAACCUCCUGAUAUCUUGCAUGGGCACUACCGUGGCUCCAUAUUUGAAGUGGGAAGUAAAGUGGAAUAUGUCUGUGAUGAUGGCUACGAACUCAAUGGAGAUGCAAUAUGGACCUGUUUAAAAUAUGGGAAGUGGGACAAGCCCAAAACUCCUCAAUGCUCUCCAGUUCAGUGUGUGGAGCCACCUUUAGAGGAGAACCAUCUAGUAUUACGAAGCUUGGACUCAAACUCAGGAACUGUGGAGCUCUCAUGUGAGGAUGGUUAUGUACUUCAUGGAGCAAAAAUUCUUCGGUGUACCCCAUCACAAGAAUGGAACGAUUCUUUUCCAGUCUGCAAACAGGUGUCUUGUGGUCCACCACCAGAGGUUUCCUUUGGUGAUCCAUCAUCAAAUCCAUCUACCUAUUUUGCCAGUGUAGUUACCUACUCCUGUAUGGCAGGUUUUACCCUUAGAAAAGAAGCUUUUAUUAGCUGUCAGGCAGAUGGACACUGGAGCACCCCAUAUCCAGAAUGCAUUCCUGUAGAGUGCCCUCAUCCUGAGGAAAUAUCAAAUGGUAUAGUGGAUGUGCAAGGACUUAUGUAUCUUAGCACUGCUCUGUACAGCUGCAAGCCUGGAUAUGUCCUAGUGGGCAACUCAACUGUGAUAUGUGGUCAGAGUGGCCGCUGGAUUGGUGGAGUACCUGCUUGUCGUCCCAUUGAAUGUCCUCCACCCAAAGAGAUCCCCAAUGGCAUUGCCAAGUUCUCACAACUUCUCUUUAGCAGGUCUGUUACAUACAUCUGUCAGCGAGGAUACAGUCUAAAAGGUUCAGAGACUCUUACCUGCCUGGAAAAUGGUAAAUGGGACAAUGAGGUUCCAUCCUGCCAACAAAUCUACUGUUUGCCCCCCAAACCAAUUGACAAUGGCUUUGUUGAAGGCCGGGAUCAUAAAUUUGGUGUGACCAUUUUCUAUAGCUGCUUCCCAGGCUUCUUGCUUGUGGGUCAGAGCCACCUUACCUGUGAGGAACAUGGUUGGUCAAGUUCAGUCCCCACUUGCACUCCAGCAGACUGUGGUCUUCCUCCCCACAUUGAUUUUGGUGAUUAUUUUAAAAUUCAAGAUCCAUCUGCUGAGUUGACCGGUGAUAAACCAGCAGAUACCCCUUCACCAGCAGACACCAGCUUCUUGCAUGGAACCAUGGUAGAGUAUCGCUGCCAUGCAGGCUAUGAAAUGAAUGGUAGAGUUGCUUUAGUGUGCCAAGAAGAUGGCACAUGGAAUGGGACAGCUCCUAAGUGUGUACCUGCUAAGUGUGAUACACCCCCUCAUCCUGAACAUGGAUCAGCAACAGUAACAGAUACUGUACUGGGAAGAUUAGUGGAGUACAGCUGUGAUGAAGGAUAUGAGCUGGAUGGCCCAACAGUACAACAGUGUAUCUCCGGACAUCAGUGGAGUAAUGAAGCACCCCAAUGUGUUCCUGUAAACUGUGGUGACCCAGGGGGUAUUGCAAAUGGUGAAGUGAUAGGAAGUUAUUUUCACUUCAGUGGAGUUAUACAAUAUGAAUGCCAUGCUGGAUUUGUCCUACAAGGUGUAAAAAAUAGGACUUGCCAAAUGGAUGGAAAAUGGGAUGGCAAAGCACCAUGGUGUAAGGCUGUGUCUUGUGGACGUCCUGUGGUCGCAAAUGAUGUUUUAAUUAAAGGAGAUGAUUAUACGUUUGGCAAGCGCCUACUCUUUAGCUGCCACAAUGGAUUUAUCCUGCAUGGGACACACACUAGUGUUUGCCUUGCUAAUGGUACUUGGAGUGAAAAUGCCCCUAAGUGCUUCCUAGCUAACUGUGGUCGACCCCCUAUCAUUCAAAAUGGCCGUGUCAUAGGAACAAAUUAUGGUUAUAAUGGGAAAGUUAAAUAUGAGUGUAAUGUGGGUUAUACAUUGGCAGGAAAGCCCACACUCGUGUGUGGAGGUGAUGGACUGUGGGAUGACCCUCCACCACGAUGUGACAUAGUCACAUGUGACCCACCUGAGGAUAUUAGUCAUGGCUUUCUAAAUGGAUCAAGUUUUAACUUUGAGGAUGUUGUGGAAUAUGUUUGCUUCCCUGGCUAUGAGACCAUUGGAAGUCCAAUUCUUCAUUGUGCAGCAGAUGGCACUUGGGUUGGGACAGUGCCAGAAUGCCGGCUCUGUAUAUGCAACCCACCAGUACUGAGGUUUGGUGUUGUGCUUGGCCGGGAUCACACAUGUGGGGCCAGUGUGUGGUUCCGAUGUGAUGAGGGCUACACGCUUCUUGGGCCUACUGAAUCUGUGUGUGACAAGGGAGGAUUAUGGAGUCCAGGGGUUCCCAUUUGUAGCAGAGGCAGAUGUGCAACACCUCCUCCUGCAGUACCCAAUGCUGUUGUGCAAGGUGGUACAGUUGUACCGGAUGAAGUCACCUAUGAAUGCAGACAAGGAUACCGUUUACGUGGCAACCCAAAUCUCUCCUGUGGAAGGUUGGGUAGGUGGGAAGUUCCAAGUCUACACUGUGAUCCUGUGUCUUGUGGAGAGCCCCCUCCUGUUCCAAAUACAGAGAUUAUGGAAUCUGUUUUUACCUAUGGCAACAAGGCUAAGUACAAGUGUAAAGAGGGGUACAUGCUGGCUACACAAACAGACGUAAUCAAUUGUCAGAGUGAUGGCACUUGGUCCAAGCAAAGUGUAAGGUGUCAGCCGAUACCGUGCAGCCUUCCCAACAACCUAACCAAUGUUGUGGUCACAGCUAGCCAGCUCACACCUGUAGGAGGCACUGUCACAAUAUCCUGCAUGACAGGAUUUUAUCUCGAGGGGGCAGCACUAUCAGAAUGUGAACUCUUUGGUAGAUGGUCUCCAUCAUUCUCCUCCAACUCAUGUGUGCCUGUCAUCUGUGAAAAGCCCCUCCCCAUUCUCCAUGGUAAUAUUGAAGGAGACAGCUACAAUUAUGGAGACAUGAUUGUGUACAUUUGUUUGCCAGGGUUUGAAUUACAGGGUCAUAAUGUUCAGAUCUGUCAGGGAGACCGAACUUGGAGUGGCAGCCAGCCUGAGUGUGUCGUAACUUCAUGUGGUCCUCCACCCAUUGUGGAAAAUGCUGUUUCUUUGCCAACUGAUGAGUCACACCAGAGUAAUGUGACAUAUAUUUGUAACGCUGGGAUGAACCUGAUUGGCUCACAGAACCUCACAUGUCUGGCUAAUGGAACAUGGAGCUCACCUGCACCAAGAUGUGAAGUGAAUAUCUUUGCUUCAGCCUCCAAAGGUUGUGAAAAGCCUGUAGGAUUAUUAAAUGGAAAGGUUCAGGAACAGAGCCUGGUUAGCUGGAAGGCUCUUGAGUUUUUCUGCAAUAAGGGCUACACUCUACAGGGGGAGUCUCUUGUUGUCUGCAUGGGAAAUGGUUCAUGGAGUUCACCUUUUCCUAUUUGUACACCCCAGUCAUGUCCUCCACCUCCUGGAUUGACGGGGAACAAUAUCAACACCACAUUAUUCCUGGUGGGUCAGACAGUGCCAAUCAAUUGUCCUAAAGGUCAGCAGGUCAAAGGGCGUCAUGGCCAAAGUACUGCCAUCAUAACCUGCAGGAGUGACCAGACCUGGACUCCAAUCAGGGCAGUUUGUGAGAAUUAACAUCACACGGAACAUCAUUAAAAUCCAUUUUUAAAAAAACCUAUGGAAAGAAUAUGGCACAACCAUGAUUCUGCCUAGAAGAGACCGUCCACUAAAUAUCAGUGACCUGGUAAAGAGGACAUUAGUCAGAGAAGCAACCAAGGAGCCUUAUUGGAUAUAGUGCUGUGUACACGUUUGGAAAUGUUCCUUUUUAUUUUAUUCAUAUGCUGAAGCAUUGUUUUUGUUUUUGUUUUCAACAUGAAAUGUAAAUCCAGUCUAGGGUAUAUUUGAUGUUUUAUCCUGAAUAAAUGAAAUGUUUCGUCUUAUAUCAAUACUGUGUAGUAAAAUACUGGAAUUUUGCUCUAAAGCAGCCCUAAAUCUGUCAUUAAGACCAGACUUUUGGGGGCUUUUUUAUUUGGUUGUUUGACCUUUUUGUGUCUUGUUUUUGUUUUUUGUUUUGUUUUUAGAAAGGGACUGCGGUUAUUGCUUUAGGUGUAAACUCUCCCCUUCUCUUUCCUUUGCAUGAGCAGUCAGAAUUUCUAUUCUUUUCACUCAAAAGCUUGUGCCUUUUUCACACAGGCCGUAAUGUUUGAGGAAGUAAGAUAUUUCUUUUGCACAGCAUGUCGUCAGCCCACUGUUGCAUGCCUGUUUCACCUGCAAAGUUUUAUUACCACAGCAAGAAAACACAGACCAGCAGCAAACCAGAUCAACAGAUAAGAGUAACAUAAUCAUUCAUACUUUCCACAGAGCGGGAAAUUCGCACGACAGUGGGGAAAUUUGCCAGAAUGAAUACCUAACAGAAGAAAGUAAAGAAGCAAUGUGGGAAUAGAUGCAGAAAACGGCUGCUGAGGGACAGUUCAAAUACACUACCAGUCAAAAGUUUGGACACACCUUUUAAUGCAAUGUUUUUUGUUUAGGGAUUUAUUUUCUACAUUCUAGAACAAUACUGGAGAUUUCAAAACUAUGAAAUAACACACAUGGACUUAAGUAAUCCAUAUGUAAUGACAACAAAAAACAGUCCGUUGUUAUUUUAAGACACGAAGGUCAGGUGUUCUGGAACAGUUCUUGCAAGAACAGUAUUGUCAAGUGCAUUUGCAAAACCCAUCAAGCACCAUGAUGAAACUGGCUCACAUGAAGACCAUCCCAGUAAAGCAAGACCGAAACUGACCUCUGCUGCAGAGGGGAAGUUCAUUUAGAGUUACCAGCCUCAGAAAUCACCAUUUAACAGCACCUCAGAUUAGAGGCGUUAUGAAGGCUUUACAGAGCAUCAGUAGCAGACAUAUCUCAAUAUCAACUGUUCAAAGGACAUUAUUGUGUAUUUCGGCCGCCUUCAGCAUUGUUUUACAAUGUAGAAAGAAAUAAACAUCAGGAAAGACCAUGGAAUUAGAAGAUGUGUCCAAACUUUUGACUGGUAGUGUAAUUUCACUAGCAAAAUAUUAGAUAUACUCUUAAGUAAUAAAAAUAAGCAACUUGCCAAUUUUUAAGCACUUUUAAAUACUUGAUUUGACCAGUCAUUGCACCAAAUACCUGAUAGUUUUUCCCAUGUAGUCUAAAAUCAUAUCAUUUUUUAAAUUAAAAAUAAAACCUGCAAAACAAAUGAACCAAAUUUAUGGCCAGAACAGACACUCACAGUGAACACCCACAAACAUGAACGUUUUUUGUCAACAUUAAAUCUCUAUGUUAACUGCCACACUGUUGACUUGACCACAGCUCUUACUGUUGUAUUCCUUAUAACUCCACCUGUAUUUACAGCCACGCUGACUGCACUGACGAUCAUGAAGCCACCAGUGUAUGUGGCACACUCGUACACAUGCCUACACCACAGUCACCUGCCUCUAAUUUCCACUUCUGUUAGUAUCACAAAAAUAGGACACUCAGUUAAACUGUUGCCACAGCAGCCAGCAAUCUAAUGUUUCUUUUCACGCUUCCUUUUCUUUGGCACUUCCUGCUUAAGCACUGUUACACAAAUACGGUUGGUUAGUCAUUGGGUUAUUCUUUGAAUGUGGUGUCUUUUAGGUUACAAGAAAUUAAUAUGUGUAAUAGCUCCAUGGUGCCCCAAGAAUGGAAAAAAGAUUCGCUAUGAUAUCAGCAAGAUUAGUCAGAGCGGAUGAAGUGGAGCUGAAAAAGUCUCAUUUAUUUCUGCAGUGUCCUUCUGCUUAGGAAAGUGCCUUGUGUAUGAGAGGAACACAGAGAUUGUCAUAUAAAACAUUUAUUAUAUUAGCAGCUACCAAAUGCCAUGUUUAUUUAAGAAAGUGAUGUGGAAGAGUAGGUUAAUUUAAUAACGGAAAAAUAUUACUAGAUAUUUAUAUAGUGACCCGUCCAGGGUGUACCCCUGCCUUUCGCCCAGUGUGCGCUGGGAUAGGCUCCAGCAGACCCCCGUGACCCUAAUUAGGAAUAAAGCGGGUAUAGAAAAUGGAUGGAUGGAUUUAUAUAGUGUGUCAUUUUUGUUGUAAAUUUAUAGUAACUUCUAGACAACCAAUGUUGUUACUGUAAUUUGUAUUUAUUUAUAGCAUGUUACUGUAAUGUUUGUUUACAGUAAUGGUAUGCUAUCUUGAUAUAGGUGAUAUGUUACAGAUAUACAGUAUAUCCCUGUAAAAACAUCCACUUCUACAGUUUUAUGUCAUAUUGUUGUGGAAGUUCUUUUGCACAUGAAUUUACAAUUUUAUUUGUAAAUCUUAACAAUGGCAUUCGAUCAAAAAUAUUGUCAGGUCAAUUAUUGCAGUUCAUGUAAAAACCCAUAAAAUUUCAGAUUACACAAUAAGAACAUAAAGACCAAUUAGAUGAACAGAAUCACAUUUUAUUCAUUCACAUUUAAUCACAUUUUAUUCAUAACACAGGCUGGUCAAAGCGGGUA
Molecule: messenger RNA, 13558 nt
Organism: Hemibagrus wyckioides
Lineage: Eukaryota; Metazoa; Chordata; Actinopteri; Siluriformes; Bagridae
Gene: svep1
Product: sushi, von Willebrand factor type A, EGF and pentraxin domain containing 1
Exons: 44
Coding region: 559-10725 (3388 amino acids)
Molecular function (GO): calcium ion binding
Source: RefSeq, a predicted model, not a curated record